AUGAUUAAUACUUUGCUGAUUGAUAAUAAAAUUUGUGCCAAUGUUUGUCCAACUCACUUUAGAAAAGUAUGCGACUCAGUUCAAGAAGAUUCAUGUACAGGAUGUUCGAUGCCAACUUCCCCUGCAUUAUUCGAGCUUGAAUUUUGAAAAAUAGAGGAUCUAUCAGCAACUUAUAUAGCGAAUAAGAUCGAUCCAACUGAUAAAUGGGCUAAUCCAUUAGGAACUCCUUACAGCUUAGACACCAAAACGUCACCAUUUCCAACAAGAAAUCGUGGGUUUUAUUUUAGCUCAACUUCAUCUAUGACUAGCAAUCAGAACUACAUUCCAGCACUCUAUUUUACAUCAAAUGCAUGAAUUUUACCUAUUUCGACUGGACAGAUAUUGACUGCAAAUUUAGACUCAAAAAAUUACAUAGAACUAAUAUAUAAUUCAGAUAUUUUUACUUUUAAAAUUUUAGCAAAAAGUGCAAUCAACAUUGAAAAUCAAAUAAGCGUAAGCAGUGAUAUCAUUGAUAGCAAUUGGCAAUAUAUAUCAAUCCAAAUUAAUCAAAUAGAUUGUGAUGUAGUAAAUAUAACGGUAUCUAGAAAUAAUAUUGAUAGGUGAACUUCAAAAUGGGGCAGUACAAUAGCAAAUUUUGCUGACGGGGCUUAUACGUGGACAAUUGGAAAGUCAGAUUCAGAUUCUUUUUUUGGAUUUUUAUAUUGAAUUGAAGCAACAAAUAGCUUGAACUCAAAUUAUUGAAUAUUGGAUACAACAAAUCUAUGCAGCAUUCUAAACUAUUUUGGCCAAUGUAUGAAAUGUGAUAAUGAUUCAGGCUGCCAAAAUUGACUUUGCUCGACUGGCGAAGACGACUGUUCUAGGUGCUAUUCAUUGGAAUGUUCAGAGUGUUAUGGAUAUGCUGAAAAUAUGUGCACAGGAUGCAAAACUGGAAUGCUACCUUAUUGUUGUGAUUGACUUGCAAAUACUUGUAUUUCAACAUUCAAUAGUACUUCCUGCAGUGAAGGGACAGUUCUUAUUGAUGGAGUUUGCUUGUAUGCUGUACCAUAUGGUUUUAUUAAUAAUUCACCGGUAAAUACACCUGUUAUUAACGCUGAUUUUACUAACUCACCCUUUUUUAAAUAAGCACAAAAAAAAAUCUGUUCUAAUUUUACAAUGAAAUUAAAUUUUCUCCAAUUUAAAGGGAGAGUAAAAGCUUUGCAGGAAUUUACGAUAAUAUUAUGAUUACUGGAGAAAGUUCAUCUGCCUAUAACUACUGAAACUCCCCUGAAAGCAUUGAUCCACUUCCUGCAAAGCAGAGAGGGCUUUAUUUUCUUCCCAAUUCUUAUUUGAAAGCUACAAUAAAUCUUUAUCGUACAUUCACGAUUGGAGCAUGGAUUUAUCCCAUCAGUGGAUAUUAUAUAACAUAUACUGAAAAUCUCAAAGUGCAUUCUGAUGGAACAAUCGAAAUUAGCAUGCAAAAUUUUUUGGGUGAUUAUACCGCGUAUUCCGCUUCAACAUCACCAUCUCUUAAUAAUUGGAAUUAUAUUUCAUAUAUAAUAAAAUACCGUGAUGAUGGAUCUUCAUCAAUUACUCCAUAUAUAGAUGCUUCUGCUGAAAAUUCAUAUAUAGUUCAAGAAGGCAUUUUUCGACCCAUAGCUGGAGCAUCACUUUACCUUGGUGCUGAUUUUAAUGGAUUUAUAAGUCUCUUUCAAUUGUGGCAAACCGUAUUUACAGACUUUCUGUCUUUUCGAGAUUAUUUCAAUGACGAUCAAGGAGCAUUUUCCUUGUGAAGUUGUGAUUAUGGUUUCUAUUUUGAUGGGAAUUCUUGUAAUAAAUGCUUAGACUCGUGCCAGAGUGGCUGUGUUAAAGCAGACUCGUGCAAUCUUUGUGCAACUGAAUUUUGUUUGGAGUGUUCAUCAUUUGAGCCUAAUUCUUGCAAUUCAUGUGAACAAAAUCGAUUAGGUAUUCUAUGUCAAUGCGAUAUUGGAUAUUAUCAAGCCGCUGGACAAACUGCAUGCUCUCAAUGCUAUACUGGAUGCUCCAACUGUAGCGGAUCACUUUAUUAUCAGUGUACAUCCUGCAUCUCAUAUUAUUAUUAUUUUGUUGCAGCAGGGAGUUGCUUAUCUGAUUGUCCUAUGGGAUACACUAAAUCGGUCAGCGAAUGCUUAUUCGAAUCUGAUAUUAUUUUCGAUUUAAAUUUAAAUACUCAAAGUGGAAUUAUCUAUGAUAGUGUAAGUUCAAUUCCAGUAAUAACAGGGUCAUCUGAACAAUUUUAUCCAAAUUAUGAAGAAGAUGAUCCAAAAAGUGCAUAUUUGAGAGGCUUUUAUUUUAAUGGAAAUUCUUCUAUAUUGAGAUUGCCUGAGUAUAAAAAUUAUAUAUCACCAAAGUUAAGGAUUGGACCUAUUUUUAUGAUUUCUAUAUGAUUAAAUGCUGAAAAUGAAAGCUGCACUAUAAUGUCAAAAAAUAAUAUUUCUGAAAGUUUAGGUUUAGAAUUUACAAAACCAUUUUAUGGAGGAAUUAAAGCUCAUCACACUAGGCCUUAAAGUCGUUAUUACUCACUUCUAGCAAUAGCAAGGAGAUUUAUCUUCGCAUUUUAUACCCGCUACCUUCUUUAGGGUAUAGUCUUCAGUACCAUAGCACCUAUUAACUUGCAUCUCCUUCAUUUGAGUACAAUGUGCUGCAGACUUGCUCAUAUCUUGCCUUAGACGAUCCACCUCUCUACCAAAUUUGAAGCAUGUAGAGACUUGGGUAGCUUACACUGCCCUGUCUUCUUCCUGCACAACUUGAAGUCGGUCCAUCACCAGUCAUCUUAUUCCAGAAUCCCAAGGCCCGUUGACUCGAUGAUAUGACUUGGCAUGAGGAAAGAUGCUCUUCUAAGGUGCAAAAUCUCACUGGGUAGAAAAUUAGCCAAAAUAAAAGUAGCUUACCCCCCCCUCGUGAGUGAACAAAAAUUUUGUUCACUCACGGAGGGGGGUUAAUUUUUUUUUCGAAAUUUAUAAAAAUCCUAAUUCGCAAAAAAUUGAAAGCAAAUAUUAAUUUAAUUUAUAAAAUUUAUGUUUUAAAAAGCAAUUUGUUUAAAAUUAAACAGAAAUUAGCUCUAGAUUUCAUUAUAAUAAUUAUCACUUAUAUAUCAAAUUUUUUUUCCAUAAAAAAUUUUUCUAUUAAAAAAAAUUUUGUUCACUCACGGAGGGCGGGUUUUUGGGCAAAAAAUAGCGAUUUUUCUAAUGGUUUUGUUCACUCACGGAGGGGGGGAGUUAGAGUCGGCCGAGCUACGCAUAUUAUAGGCCAUAUUUUUCUUGAUAUUUCUGAUAACUAUUCAAUUGUCUAUGCUAUCACUUUAGUUAAUGCAAUGCCAAUUUUAACGUUUUUAAUAGACAAUUCUAUAUUUAUUUAUUCAAGCAAGAUAUCACUUCACAAUUUUGAAUGAAAUCAUUUAGCAUUUAUAGUUGCAGUUGAUACUAGUGGGCAUUCUGUUGCAACAUGUUAUGCUAAUACUAAUCAAGAUACUCCGUAUAUUGCUGGUUUUGGAUAUUUUCAAGAUAUUAAUUCUGACGUAGUUACUCUUAUUGGUGCUAGGCAGAUUUCCCAAGGAAUUGGAGACUUUUUCCAAGGAUUUUUGUAUGAAAUAAGAAUAUAUAAUAAAGCUUAUGAGAUUGGACUCUUAUCACAAACAUCAUGCUUGGAGAACUGCAGAGUUUGCAAUAUAACUGGGACAUGCAUACCUAAUUGCAACAUCACUGAAUCUUGGGAAGGGCCAGGGUAUAAUAAUUGUCUUAAAUGCGAUUCAAGCUGCAACAACAGUUGCAAAGACACCAAGGAAAAUUGCUUAGUUUGUAAGAUUAAGAUUAAUAUUGGCUUUAAAUGGAAUUAGCCACUGACUAUUGCCUUUUCUUAACUCCAAAAGACCAAGCCACCAUAAACUUCGGAACCAAACGAGGAAAAAGGAGCCUACCAUUUUGAGUGAGCUACCUCUAGAAAGUAACUCGACAGCCUGGGAUAAAAAGAAUAUGUUGGAUGGAUCCAAUCUGAAUGCGCUUCCGGAACCACCAUCUAUCAAAAUCACAAUUUUAUUUCUUUAGUUUCUAAUGAUUCCUUAUGUGAUAUUUGCUCAGAUAACUCUCCAAAUGAAUGCAUAAGUUGCAAGCCAAAUGCUUCCCUCAAAAAUAACUCUUGUGUCUGCAAUAUUAGCUAUAAUGGAACCACAGCAUGCACAUAUGUUUCAUUUUCUGUUAAUCUCUUAGUUUUUUCAGAUGAUACUUUAUCCCUCAAUUUUUCAGAUCCUUUGCAGUACACACUUACAUUAGAUGAUUUCAUAAUAUGAAUUGAAAAUGGCCCAGAAAUCACUUGGAGCCUCGAACAAAUAAAUAAUACUUAUUAUAUCAUUCCAACACAAAUUAAGGACAAAAUUGAAAAAAAUACAAUAGUCAAUGUAAAAUUUUUUGAUCUGUCCCAGAUAAGGUCAAUUUAUAAUGGGAUUUUGGACUCUUCUACGAUUAGCUCAACACUCAAUGAAUACGACCCAAAUUCUUAUAGUAUAGUAGUAGCUGCAAUUACUGCAAAAGUAACAACAACUGUUGAAAGUGCAGUUAUUGGAAGUGUAGCUCUAUCAUUUUUCAAUCCAAAUCCAAGCUCCUUAUGGGGUUUAUUGAAUUGCUUACAAAUUCUCAGCUAUUUAUCAUUAUCAGGAAUUCCUUUUUCUGAAAAAAUAAGUGAGUAUUUAUCGAAUUUAAAUUCAUAUAACCUUUUUCCAAAUGUUUUUGAGUAUUUAAUAGAUGAAAAAGAAGGCAGCAGAGCUUAUGAUGAAGCAAGAAAUUUUGGAUAUGAUACUGAUUUAAUUUUACUGAACCAAGGCGAUGAUUUUUUUAUAAUAGUUGCAUCAAUAAUUUCACUACCAUUCGCUAUAUACUUUGCUGAUUGCUCGUAUAGAUUGGUUGGUAAAAGAUUUCUAAGAAUUUUCAAAAAUUAUAAAUAUGGUUUCUAUAUAAGAUUCUGGAUACAAUGCUACCUUGAACUUGGUGCUGCUGCACUUGUGGGCCUAAAAAUGUUUAAAGUCAAUAAUUGAAUUCAAAUAGCAAAUAUCAUUAUUUGUUUUAUAGUUGUUUCGCUGUUUAUAGUUUCUCCUCUUGCGUUUUUGAGAUUUUCUUAUAGAAAUAGAUUCAAAAUCCAAACCAAAGAAAAAGAAUUCAAUUCUUUAUAUGAUUCAUUUUUUUAUGAAUUUCAGACUGAAAGAGGACUGCUCUAUUCCCUUUAUUAUUUUGUUUACUUUCUAAGGAGAUUUAUAUAUGCAACAAAUUUGGCGUUUUUAAGUGAGAGCCCAAAGAUGCAGAUUUCAAUUAAUAUUAUAUGCUCGUUGCUCAGUAUAUUUUAUUUACUCAUUUAUUGACCUUUUGAAGAUAAAAUUAUUCAGAUUUCAAACUUGGUGAGCGAGAUUAUGAUUGGACUAAUUAUGUUUAUCACUUCAUUUUACUUAUUUGAUAUAAGUCCAAAGAUGAUAUAUUAUACUGAAAACUGUAUUAUUUUUAUUUCUAUUAUAAUUAUUGGAACACAAUUAUGCACAUCUAUCGCUAUUUUUGUAAGAACUCUUCAUCAAAUUCUCAGAUAUAAGCUAAAUUUAUAUGGAAACGCUAAAUUAAGUAUUCACCCGAUGGAAGAAAUUCAAGAAACUAUGUAA
Blepharisma stoltei is the source of this 5650-nucleotide messenger RNA. NCBI's taxonomy places the organism in Eukaryota, Ciliophora, Heterotrichea, Heterotrichida, Blepharismidae. The record is from the annotation of a GenBank genome assembly.